Messenger RNA from Aspergillus calidoustus, 1292 nucleotides. Lineage: Eukaryota; Fungi; Ascomycota; Eurotiomycetes; Eurotiales; Aspergillaceae. The record is from the annotation of a GenBank genome assembly.
CCCAGGCCCGACCAGCCCGAGUCAGUCCAGCUCCCCCUCGGCAUCUCGUGCGGGGGAGCUUCAGCUGCCUCGGGACCCCAACAAAGAAGUUCCCCGGCGUUACUCCUGACCAUCUCCAACUCCCAUCACAUUCAACUAUAUACCACACAACAAACUACACCAUCCUCAAAACAAACACUCCACUCGUCACUCUCAUACCGCCCCGUCCAAAAAAGCAUAAUAUCAAUUCGAAAAGUCACAAUGCCGCAAUUCACAAACCCCCCACCGCAAUCAAGCAUAUUCACCCUCUCCUUCCCCAAAGAGCACAUCCUCCUCGUAACAAUAAACCGCGAGCGGCGCAUGAACGCCAUCCCAACACAGGGCCACCGCGACGGCUUCGCAAUCUGGAACUGGUUCGACGAGGAGCCGAGUCUGCGCGUGGGGAUUAUCACGGGUGCGGGGAGCAAGGCGUUUUCGGCAGGCGCGGAUUUGCUGGAGCAGUUGGAGUUUCGAAACGCGGCUGAUGAGAGGAAGGAAGGAGGGGGUUCUGGGGAUGGAAAUGGACAGGUGGGGAGGGGGCCCAUGCCGAAUGGUUUCGGGGGCAUUUCGCAGCGACGAGGGAAGAAGCCGGUUAUUGCGGCUGUUAAUGGGCUUGCGCUUGGUGGCGGGUUUGAGAUUUGUUUGAAUUGCGACAUGAUCGUCUCCUCCCCAACCGCCCAAUUCGCCCUCCCCGAGGCCCUCCGCGGCCUCUACGCCGGCGCCGGCGGCCUCUCGCGCAUAGUCCGCACAGUUGGCAUGCCCAUCGCCUCGGAACUCGCUUUAACAGGCCGGCGCAUCACCGCACAAGAAGCCAAAUCCCUCCGGCUCAUCAAUCACAUCUCCGAGAGUCCCGAGAAGGUGCUCAGCGACGCGAUUGAGCUUGCGCAGCGCGUUGCUGAUGUUAGUCCCGAUGCUGUGAUUGUUAGUCGGUAUGGGCUGCGGGAGUCGUGGGAAACGGGGAAUGUGGAGGCGGCGAGUCGGAGGGUCGCGGAGUUGUAUGGGAUGAAGUUGAUUAGUGGGGAGAAUUUGAAGAGGGGGCUUGAGGCGUUUGCGAUGAAGCAGAAGCCUGUUUGGGUUGAUUCGAAGCUUUAGGAUAAGGAAUUUUGGCGUGGGGGAUUAUUUGAGUAGGUAGAGGGACGGUAGAGGGACGGAUCGUUCAUUGUUAUCUGUAGUUCGUCUAUUGAAUUGCUUGAGAGGCUCAUUCUCGUCUAUCAGAAUGCCGUAGUGCAUCUACCGGUAUGCUACGUAGGUAUUGAGUACCGGUAAUAUCCUAA